AUGGCCGGGAACAAGGCAAGCGACACCACGUCACCAUAUUAUCUGAAUUCCUCUGAUAACCCUGGUAACGUGCUGGUCUCUUAUCUUUUCAAUGGAGAUAAUUACCCGACGUGGUCGCAUGCAAUGAAGAAUGCAUUGUGCGCCAAGAACAAACCGGGGUUUGUCGAUGGAUCUAUGAAGGAGCCAAGUCAAGAUGCUCCUGAGUUCGAGGCAUGGGACAUCUGCAACUCCAUGAUUAUUUCAUCAAUUUUCAACUCCCUCAACAAGAGUUUGCAUGGGAGUGUAGCCUAUGUUGAGAAAGCAAAAGAUAUGUGGGAUGAUCUUCAAAAGAGGUUCUCCCAAGGGAACGCACCGAGAGCACACCAAAUCAAGACGGAGAUAAGUUCUCUCCACCAAGAGGGACUCACGGUGGCGAGUUACUACACCAAACUGAAGGGCAUGUGGGAUGAAUUGGAGAAUUACUCUGCUAUUCCCAAGUGUACCUAUGAAGCGGCUAAAGAAUAUGCCAAAGAAAAGGAGAUUCACAGCAAAGAACAAAGAGCUGAAGCAAUUGCCUUUCAUGUGAGCAGCAGCAACAAAGAAAAUUUUAAAUUCAAGCCAGGUGAGAAGACCAAAUGCGAGCAUUGCGGGAAGAUUGGUCAUGAGAAGACCAAAUGCUGGGAGUUGGUGGGCUAUCCAGCAGAUUGGGAGUCUCGACGUGGUGGAAGGAGCAAGAAGAAUGGUGGUGCACGAGUUACUGCACAUGCGGUGCAAAUUGUUAAUGAUGCCUCGUCACUUCCAAUUGCAGCACCAUAA
Molecule: messenger RNA, 795 nt
Organism: Elaeis guineensis (African oil palm)
Lineage: Eukaryota; Viridiplantae; Streptophyta; Magnoliopsida; Arecales; Arecaceae
Source: RefSeq, a predicted model, not a curated record